Molecule: messenger RNA, 486 nt
Organism: Polistes dominula (European paper wasp)
Lineage: Eukaryota; Metazoa; Arthropoda; Insecta; Hymenoptera; Vespidae
Gene: ND-B15
Product: NADH dehydrogenase (ubiquinone) B15 subunit
Cellular component (GO): respiratory chain complex I; mitochondrion
Source: RefSeq, a predicted model, not a curated record
UCGUCAGCAUACUAUAUAUAUGUUAUAUUUGAAUAUAUCCUCAAAAAAUUGAGUACACAGACACACAGUAAAAAGUCAUGUCUGGAAACAAAGUGUACGAUAUUUCUCCAGAAGAUCGUGAAGUUAAAGAAUGGAGGAAUGCCAGACGUUUAGAAUUAAGAAACGAAUAUUUAAGAGAGUUACAAGAUCCUCGACGAGUUGAGCCAAUUUUAGAUAGAGGAUGGCAAAGAUUUUAUGCUACAAGAGUACAACUAGAAUAUAUUUUUAAACCAACUCUCUAUAAUAGUUUGCUAAUGUAUGCUGUGGUAGGAGGUUUGAUAUGGGGUUCUGCAAUAGUUUUAAAAAAUUCUAGGGAAUCGAAGGAAAAGCUUUAUCGUACAGGUCAGAUAUCGUACCAGGAUAGAAUGUUUAAAUUCCAGUAAAGAAAAUGCCUUUUGUGGUAAUGCAGUUCAGUAGAACAAUAUUACAACAACAACAAAAAAUAAA